AUGAUUAUCCCAAGUCGCUCCAUGGACAUGCGCCACCUCUCAAAGUAUACUGUAUCUGCAGCCUUCAUAGUGAUUACACUCCUGGUAUAUCUUCAGGGCUCACCAAAUCUUUAUGCGCACCACACAAGACCUGAUUCCUCCUUCCAUACGACUGCAAAAUCGCAUUACCAUGAGCACUACCACCAUAACGACUCCGCAGAAACCGUGGGGAAGGAGCCAUCAAACGAAUUUCCUGACCUUAAGAACUUCAAUGAAAGUAGAUUGGAGUCCAGGCCUUAUAAGCCUUAUCCAGCCUACAACAGUGCUGAAUGGCGCAAGAGGUGGCAAGGCUCUCAUCGCGCUUGCGUUGGACCGAGAGGUGUGGAAGUUAAUGAGAAUCCUGCUGAUAUGCCCAAAGCAUACCGCAUACAGGAACCUCUGACUCUCCCGGAGCCAGUCUUCGGGUCGUACCAUGAAAGCGGGCUUGACGCUGACCACUGCUUUGACCGAUACAGCCGCCUCGAGAGCUACGGCUUCCACGGAAAGAAAAAGAGAACGAACGCGUCAAUGAGUGUGGAUUGGUCGAAAGUCGACUGGGGGAGUCUUCAGCAUAAAUGUUUGCUUCGCAACGAAGACCGCUUCUGCCACAUCCCCAGUCCAGAUGCCACCUUGACGCGCCUUCGCGCGCCGCAAUCCGCCAACGAGCUCGGCGCCCACCAAGCCCACAACAAGCACCAACAACACCCCGCAGCCGCCCAGAAAGACAAAAAGUGCAAGAAGCGCACCGCCGUCGUCCUGCGCGCCUACCAAGAAAUGACCUACACCAAAGACCUCAGCAUGCAACUCCGCGCCCUCAUCUCCGAGCUCUCCCUGCACUCGGGCGGCGAAUACACCGUCUUCCUGCUCAUCGAGAUCCGGCACGCGCCCAAACUCCUCACCUCGCCGACAAUAUACAAAUUCGCGCUACACGCCUUCGUGCCGCGGGAGUUCCACAACAUAACGCUGCUGUGGAGCGUCCCCUCCUUCACGCUCCCCUGGUACCCGGGCACAAACCAAGCUUUGAAUCAAAUGCUGCAUAUGGACCAGCCCUUGCAGCUCUUCGCGCACCUGCAUCCGCAAUUCGACCAUUUCUGGAUGAUGGAGCUCGAUGUGCGGUAUACGGGGCAUUGGUACGAUUUGUUCGCGAACGCGGACGCGUGGGCGCGGAAGCAGGCGAGGAGGUUGCUGUGGGAGCGCAAUGCGAGGUUUUAUAUGCCGCAUUUGCACCGCUCGUACAAGGAGUUUGGCGAGCUUGUCGCGAAUCAGACGGUCGAUGGAGGGGUGUGGGGCGCGCCUGCUUCCACUACCUCGAGCUUGGAUCCAGAAGGCCCGACGCCGCCUUAUCCCCAUCCUGAUAAUGAUACGGAUUAUGAAUGGGGCGUAGACGAAGAUGCGGGUUUCAUCUCCUUCGCGCCUAUUUUGCCGGGGCCUAAAGAUCCCACGAAUCCGGAUUGGGGGAUUCAGAAGGGGUUCGCUACCCCAAAUUCUAAUGAUUCUGCUCCGAGGACUUACUACCUCGAUGCUACGCCCGCCGUGCGUUUUUCCCGCGAAAUGCUGGGGAUUAUGCACGCCACUACGCGCGACUAUGGGGUGGAUAUCCUGCCUGAGAUAGGGCCGGCCACAUUCGCGUAUCUGCAUGGGCUGAAGGCCGUGAGUUUUCCAUUGCCGACGUUCUAUGAUCCUGUGGGUGAGGGUCAGCCAAGGACGUUGGAGGAGAUAGAGAGGGGUUUUAAUGCGCAGGGCGUAAGGAACACGCCGUGGCGGUGGGGGAGGGGAGAUCGGUGGAACGCCGUAUUUGCAAGAUUGACGUAUGCGUGGGUGAUAAGUAGGUGGGAGCAGUUCGGGACGGGGAUUUAUCGGUGGUGGAUCCAUGGGAGUGAGGUGGGGACAUUAGGAGAGAAGGGUAGGAAGGAGGGGAGGGGGAGGUUGUGUUUACCGGGCGUGUUGAUCCAUCCGGUUAAGGAGGGGGAUGUGAGCGGUGUGUAG
This is a messenger RNA of Bacidia gigantensis, 2004 nucleotides long. RefSeq lists its product as uncharacterized. The record is from RefSeq and is a predicted model, not a curated record. NCBI's taxonomy places the organism in Eukaryota, Fungi, Ascomycota, Lecanoromycetes, Lecanorales, Ramalinaceae. The transcript is spliced from 2 exons. Bases 1 to 2004 code for a protein of 667 amino acids.